GUUUGUGUGGCUCUAAAUCAUUCUUAUUUUUUUUCUUACUUUAUCAAUUCAAUAUUAACCGCAUAAACUUAUUUUUCUUAAUACCCGUGUCGAUAGUGGGACGAAGGUAGUAUUAACUAUCUCCCAUAAUGUAUCUUUUCAACUAAUGUUGUCAAACACUGAAAACCGUAGGCUAAUGUCGUGUAUGUGAGUUGAUGUUUCUCUCACGCAUGUGAGCAUUUCUUCUUGGUUUAAUGGCUAAAAUUGAACAGCUUCCUCCGCACUUGGUGGGGGCAGGCUGCCGAUUGAGAACUCUGGAACUUGAGGGUGAUCAAUUGACGCUUGAAGGGGAAGGGGCAGGCUUGAUUCUUGGCGGAAGAAGAGAGAUUAUGGGCAGUGAUCGACGAUACAAUCUUUCAACUAGUUUUAGUCGGCUCCUUUCUCAUGGAAGAGGUAAUAACACAUCUGUGUUUCAGAAAUGCCUUGACCUUAAUCUGGCGGUCGGGAACGGCUGGAAUGGGCUACAAGCAGGCAGGGUACACAAAGGACAGGGAGAAGUGGCACACUAGACAAACGAAGAAAGGGAGACAGGGGUAGUUAGUCACAUUGUGGGAAACCGGGGAGGGCAAGACCGAAGAAGCUAGACCAGCUAGCAUGGGGUUGGAGUCUGGUGACCAUAAGAGAAGAAGGAUGUGGGAAAAAGAGGAGCAGAUUAGUGAUCAAAAUGGCUCUAGAUGAGCCAAAAAAUGGGGAAGGGGCGGGUGUUGGCUACCAAGCCCAUCUGGGUCAUUGAGAAUUUCUCCAACUCAAGAGGGCAAGCUCGUGCUUCUAGUGAUUUUGGGGAAGCAACUUUACUCUACUUCGCUAUGUUUUUCUUGUCGUUUUAUACUUUGGUCGGAAUGUUAUUUUGGUUUGUUUUAUUUUAUUUUAGUCAGACUCUUGACUUUAGUUUGAGUGAUGAAAAGUCUGUUUUGAGCGCAUUUUGCUUAGUUAUGCCCGUUAUAGGAUCAACGAGUCAUAUUGCUUUCGGAAAGGUUAUCGACUCUGGGUCUAGUUCGAGGGCUGGUGGUUGAGAGUGAGUUUUUUGUUACUUGCCUGAAUCCUG
Molecule: messenger RNA, 1084 nt
Organism: Cuscuta epithymum
Lineage: Eukaryota; Viridiplantae; Streptophyta; Magnoliopsida; Solanales; Convolvulaceae
Source: the annotation of a GenBank genome assembly